AUGUAAGUGGAUGAAUAUUCCAAAAUCACUUCGAACUCAAAUGGAAUGAACAUCACUCUUAGAGAUUUAUUGGAUUAGCCAAUCCAAACCAAAACAGCCAAAGUAAUAGAAGUCUUCAUUAAUGAAGGUGAUUAUGUGUAUAAUUGUUAUAUUGCUCUCAAAAUUUCAUAUCAAGGAGAAUUGAUGGAACUUUAUAAUAGAUGGCCUGGACGAAUAGAUGAAGUUUUCAUAAAGGAAAAUGAUUUGAUUGGACUCGAUAGUAUACUCUACAAUAUAAAGAGUGAAUUCAGGUAAGAUCUAUAAGUCGAGUUCAUUUAGUAUGGGUUUACUCAUAAACGCAAUUAGAAUAUUAGGAUAAACAUUAUUAAAAAUAAAGAAGAUCCUACGUCUGAACAAGGUGACAAAAUUCCCUUGGAUCCAAAAAUCAUACUUGGACACAAAGACAACAUAUUUAGAGUUGAGAUGAAUGAUGGAAAAACAAAUGAUGUAAAUAUUUUGGUUAUGAAAACUAAAUAUCCUCAACUAGUAGUCUAAUAUUUAGAAAACAAAUUGUGA
Messenger RNA from Paramecium tetraurelia, 555 nucleotides. RefSeq lists its product as uncharacterized. The record is from RefSeq and is a predicted model, not a curated record. The transcript has 2 exons. NCBI's taxonomy places the organism in Eukaryota, Ciliophora, Oligohymenophorea, Peniculida, Parameciidae.